GCCGCGGUGUGCACAGUUCGUCAUCUACCGUCGUCGUCUUGUGAUGCGAAUAACGCGCUACAUUGUACCUACUAUCUAUUGUUAUUAUUAUUUCGCGACGAUGCUGUAGUGCGCCGGUGGUGCUGCGAAAUAAUAACAAUACAAUAUAUUAUAAUAUACUAAAUCGUUUGUUUUUUCAUUUUUUUUUCAUAUAUUUCAGUAGAGCAUCUCUACCGGUUUACCCGAAUUUCGGAAAAAUCAGUUGUACCUGCCGGUUUCGUUCGUUUUAUAAUCAGUGCAUUACGCAUUUCCUGAAAUUCCGACCGAACCGGCGAGAUAACAGCAAUUUAACCACGUCACAGCUUACAGCCGAUGUAGUUCCUAAACUUUAUUACUAUGGUAGUCCUAUGCAUUACGGUUCCGCCGCGCAGUCCUGUAUAACAAUAUUAUUAUUGCGCUAUCUUAUCGACAUUUGUAUUUUAAUGCUCUGCUGCGGCCCGACCACCGAUUUCGUUAUACCAUUAUCAUUGAACACAAAAAACGGACAGGUAUUUCGUUUUGGUGGUGCAUUAUGUCGUUGUUGUGGACGCCGUUGAGGUUGAUCGAGUCGGAGAAAAGGUCGUCGUCGUCGUCGUCGCCAUCGUUCUCCACCACCUCUACGAACACAGCCAUCACCGCCGCCGCCGUCGCUGCCGCAGCAGUGUCUCAACUCCAUCAUAACGUUCAGCCACCGUCGGAUCCAUUCAUAGCGUCUGUGCUCCAUUCCAGGCAGAAUCCACGGCCAGGUCGUUUGAUCUUGGAAAACGUCAACAACCGGCCGCAGACCAUGGACCGAGGUACGCAGGCAAACACGGACAGCCCCGCUGACGCGAUCACAGAAGCCCCGACCACCAGCAAUGGUCCGACUAACAACGAACUGUUCCGAAAGGCCAACAUUAGCGUUACAAAUCAAACAUUGAUGACCAAUGGUGGUGACAAUUCUUCAGUCGAUAGUCUGAAUAGUGCAGAUUCUGCAAAACGCGACAGUGAGGAAUCAGUAAUUGAACUUGCUGAGUUUCAUCAGCCAAUGAUUGCCAAGGACGAUUCUGAUGGACCUGUCAAUAUGAGCAAUGGUGAUGGAAAAUCUGGUGGUGCUGGAGGCAAACCUUCAAAUGGUAUUGUUAAGGAACACCCAGAUGAUGACGAUAUUGACAGAACUAGUUGUGGCAUGGAAUGUUUAUACUUUACCAUGCAAUGCUGCGAAUGUUCAAUAAUGUAAGGAAGCUAUUCCAUCCCUUACAGUUUAUUAUUGUUAGUUAUAAUUGAGUAACUAUAAUUAUACAUUACAAUACAAUUAUUAAAUUAAAAAUACAGCAAAUUACGCUGCUUAGUCACAUUUCAAAGUUCUAUUGAAUCCGUGAUUUUUAAAGGAAUUAAUUAAUUAAUCUAUGUAAUACAUUGUAUAAAAAUGAAAAUUAUAUUUUUAAAAAUGUAAUUUUUUGAUUACUAUAACUACUAGUAAUAUUGUGUUAAAGUUCCAUUCUGAGGAUUUGUUUUUGUUAUUUCCAAUAGGAAUAACUAAUUAUUUUCAACAAUUAUUGAUAAUUUGAUAUUACUUACAUGAUUCUUUUUGGUUAUUCAUUAUUAUCAUUUCAAAACUUUUUGCUCCUAAGAAGUACAAUAUAUCUGAAACUAACAAUUGUGCCAUUUUUUUUUUGUACUUUAUUAUAUUUUAAUAUACUUUGAGGAUCAUCAUAUCUUCCUGUUUGUGUGUAUAAAACACAGUGUCUACCAUGUAUAUAAAGAGUCUUAGCAUGAUACAAAUCAUUACUUAAUUUAAUUUUGCUCCUACUUGUGGAGAUUAAAUAAAGAAUGUUAUAACUAUUGAGCAACAAUCCAUAACCUAUAGUACAUAAUACUUGUCCCUGUUAAUUCUGAUAUUGUGUAUUCUGUAUGCUCUUUUUAUUUAAUAUACCUUAAUAAUAUAUAAUAGUAUAAAACAUAUUUGUACUCAGAUAAUAUUUUAAUAUUUAUGCGAGUACUUCGUGCACAUGUGGUUUAAAAUGUGUUAAUACUAUUGUCAAUCAAUUUUGUAAACAAUUUGGACCGAAAUGUGAUAAUAUUGUUGAGUGUCCAAAUAAAGCCUACCUUAAAAUUGUGUACAUAUAAAGGUAUUUUUUUUUUUUGUAU
This is a messenger RNA of Myzus persicae (green peach aphid), 2148 nucleotides long. RefSeq names its product homeobox protein 4-like. The record is from RefSeq and is a predicted model, not a curated record. The transcript has 3 exons. NCBI's taxonomy places the organism in Eukaryota, Metazoa, Arthropoda, Insecta, Hemiptera, Aphididae. Bases 551 to 1237 code for a protein of 228 amino acids.